UCUAUGAAAACAUUUUGCGGCUUUUCGACGUUCGUUCUCGGCGAAUUUUUCAUUUAUGCUAUAAAUAUGUUACACGAACUUCUACUUGCCUUGCAUGGUUAUCCUGGAAGUAUUUUUAAUGUUCAGGAACAUGGCAAUCUAGAGAAUCCAUGUACAUCUUUGAGCUCAAUGCAGGUGGUGAAAGGUCUCCCGUUCUUACACCCCAGUGAGGUAGCUGUGUUGGAUCGAGUGUUGCAACUGGGAGCAUGGUAUAAAUGCUUUAAAGAUUUUAUAGAAAAUUACAAGUUUGCACCUAAUGUCAACAAAACUUCAGGUGAUAAGGAUGCAAGAUUUCUACGUGGUUUGUACCUGCAAGCAUUUUGUGGUGGCCUGGAUGAGGUGCUAGAACCGUAUAGGUGCCAGCUGCUGGAACUAGAGAAAGACUUCAUGUCAGACCCUCACCUUCCAGUCUCACAUGUCCAACAGGCACUGCAGCAAUACUACCUACUAUUUCCAGCACUUCACGGAGUAAUUAUGGAAAUACGUGCUAAAAAGGUGCAUGGUUGCUGUAUACUAGACAUUGUCCACAAAAAAUCCAUUAGUGGGUCAGAACUUGUCAGUUCAAACCUUAAGAGGAUACUUCAGGUGUGUCACAGUGUGUUGUAUCGGCAGACAACAGCAUGGGUAUUGCAUGGUAUUCUCAUGGAUGAGCAAAAAGAGUUCUUCAUACAGGAGCACCAGCCUCCACCAUCCAGCAUUCAGGCGGGAGGCUUCGGAAGGACUCAGACGCCGGACAGACAAGCUACGGUGUCUCCCGCGGGGCCACUACUCGUCCUGCGACCACAGAGAUGCUGCCUGCCUACAUGCCGCUGCGCGUCGCCCGAGAAGAUCCUGCUUCAAUCGGCGAACGACUCGCCGUGCACAAUGUUUGACGGUGGUCUGCUGACCGUCUUCCGCAGUCAGGAAGACAGUUUUGCUCAACAGCUGCUGCAGCUUCAGCAACAGCCGGAGUUCUCACUCGCUGACUUUGAGGCUGUCAUUGGGAAAAUCAGAGCAUGCAUCGCAGAGCGGCUGUGGAAGCUCGUCGUGGAGGAGGCCGACCUGCUCACGCACAUCCAGCUGGUGAAGAACAUGUACCUGAUGGGUCGAGGCGAGCUGUUCCACGCGUUCAUCGACACCGCCGACAACCUGCUGCGGGCGCCACCUAGCCACACGACCGAACACGAUGUGAACAUGGUGUUCCAGCAGGUAGCACGGAACAUCGUCAUGGGCGAUGACUCCUUCCUAGAUGCCUUCUAUCUCACAGUGCCUGCACCUGAUAACAAGCGCCAGGACGAUGCAGGUGGAACUGAGACUGGGUGGAGCAGGCUGGGCCUUGUCUAUACAGUAGAUUGGCCUCUACACAUAUUGUUUAGCAAACCUGUGCUAGACAAAUACAACAAGGUAUUUAAGUACCUGAUGUCGGUGCAGAGAGCCCACAUCAGCCUGAAUAGCUGCUGGGCGAUGCAGAAGCAACAGAAGCAUCAUAAGUGUCCUGGUAUCCUAGCAACCGCAUCAUGGCAGAUGCACAACCACAUGUCUUUUCUGGUGAACAAUCUUCAGUAUUAUUUGAUGGUUGAUGUUUUAGAAACACAGUUUGCAACACUCGUUAGCAAGAUUCAGUCGACGAAAGACUUUGAAGCCAUCCGACUCGCUCAUGACUCAUUUCUCACCAGUAUUCAAGCACAGUGCUUUCUGCUACUAAAGCCAGUGUCCUACUGUAUUGGUGAAAUAUUGAAUCUCUGCCAAUCAUUCUGUACUCUGACUAUGAGCAGUGCUGUCCCACCAACACAGAGAGAGCAUGACCAGCUGAACAACAUCUCACAGGCAUUUGGAAGGCAAACAUCUCUAUUGUUUAAGAUCUUGUCACGUGUACGAAACCAUCAGUCCAGCCCACAUCUAGCACAGUUUCUCAUGAGAAUUGACUUCAAUAAAUUUUUCACAGGCUCUGGUGGGCAGCUAGGAAGUGCUCAGGUGAACCCAAGGUCAACCGAAGGGCGAUCUAAAAUUAAGAGCAUUGGUGGCCUAUAAUCGUCAAUGAAGUGAAAGAGGUUACCUGGAAGGAACAAACAGGUGAACAAAUGCAGGGCAAUUUACUGUUGCUGCUGUUACUGUUGUUGCAGCACUGCUCUUGCUCCAUUGCUGUACUUAUUUUAAAAUGGUGUGAAUUAAUGCUAUAUUAGCAUGUUUACUGUAGAGAUAAUGUAAAUAUAAUUUACUUCUUUGUUGUCUGCUAUUAAAUGUAAUAUACCAGGACCAGAGAAAUCUAGAAAGCUUAGAUUUUUAAAUAAAUGCAUAAAAUUAGAUGCCUUUAAAAUGUACUUUAAAACAACAAUAUUUUAAUCCAUAAUUUUCAUAACAAACAUAUUAAUAAGCCAUUCACAAUUGUUAAUUUCCACAACUGCAUACUCAUGACCAACUACAAGUAUACAAAACAAGAUUUUUAUCAUUUAAAUACCUUUAUAAAAGUGUAUAAUGACAACUUGAGUACUUCUCUUCAGCAUACAGUUUGCAUGCUCGUGACAAUGGUAAUAAUUGUGAUUACCCCCCCCCUCCACAAGAUUUUGUUGCUAUGACAAUUAUCCACAUCUUUUAGUAACAUCAAUUUGUGGAGAAAACUCUGUUCAUACUAAAUGUAUAUUGUUACAUGUUUAACUAAAACAGGAUAUUCAAUUUGCCAGUCAUUAUGCUUGGCUAUUGCUCAGCUGUCUUCUUUGUUUAUAAGAGGAUAUUUACUUUGUACAAUUAAACAAAUGUCUAAGCUUACCAUGCCAAAUUUUUUACAUCUGCCUAUUACAAUGGGAAAAAUAAAAAGGCUUUUCAUUAAUAAA
Messenger RNA from Priapulus caudatus, 2849 nucleotides. RefSeq names its product gamma-tubulin complex component 4-like. The coding region runs from base 4 to 2049 and encodes 681 amino acids. Lineage: Eukaryota; Metazoa; Priapulida; Priapulimorpha; Priapulimorphida; Priapulidae. Gene Ontology annotation, biological process: cytoplasmic microtubule organization; mitotic cell cycle; microtubule nucleation. The record is from RefSeq and is a predicted model, not a curated record. The transcript is spliced from 16 exons. Gene Ontology annotation, cellular component: gamma-tubulin complex; spindle pole; centrosome. Gene Ontology annotation, molecular function: microtubule minus-end binding; gamma-tubulin binding.